Messenger RNA from Lentinula edodes (shiitake mushroom), 378 nucleotides. Its product is annotated as nuclear transport factor 2. Bases 1 to 378 code for a protein of 125 amino acids. Gene Ontology annotation, biological process: protein import into nucleus. The record is from RefSeq and is a predicted model, not a curated record. NCBI's taxonomy places the organism in Eukaryota, Fungi, Basidiomycota, Agaricomycetes, Agaricales, Omphalotaceae. Gene Ontology annotation, cellular component: nuclear pore central transport channel. The transcript is spliced from 5 exons.
AUGGCCGAAAUCACUACCAUAGCCCAGCAGUUUGUCCAAUUUUACUACUCGACUUUCGACUCAGAUCGCUCCAAUCUGUCUUCCCUCUAUCGACCAGGUUCCAUGCUGACAUGGGAAGGGACACCAAUACAGAGCGCGGCUUCGAUCAUCGAGAAAUUGACCAGCCUACCGUUCUCGAAGGUACAACACAAGGUGGAGACUCUCGAUGCCCAACCAUCGUCCCCCACUACACCCAGCAUAAUUGUUGCAGUCACUGGAUUACUCCAGGUCGAUGAUAGCCCCAACCCACUGCAAUUCAGUCAGACGUUCCAUCUCAUUCCAGAUGGCGGCAGCUAUUAUGUUCAAAACGACAUCUUCCGUCUAAAUUAUGGCGCUUAA